AUGAGAAUAUCACGAUGUGGUGCAAAAUAUCUCCGCCUUUCUUUUCUUUUUUUGAUUCUGUUUUUUCUGUUGUCUUCUUUCUUUCCAUUUCCCUUUCUUCUGGCUCUAUUUUUUGUUUUUCUUUUUUUCUUUCUAUUUUUCGUUUAUAUUCUUUUUUUCGACUUCACCGUCGACGUAACUGAUUCUCCGCCCACCGGAGCCAUUAUAAUUUUCAUGUGGUUUAAUGUUUGCCAUUCUUUCUCUUUGUUUUGUGGUUUCAUUUCCUCUGAUUUCGAUUUUUAUUCUUUCUUUCUUUCUUUCUUUCUUUCUUUCUUUGAUUUUCGUUUUAAGGCAUCUUCUUUCAUUUAUUAUUAUUUUAUUUUUCUUUCUUUUAUCAUCUUGUCUUUCUUUUUCUAUUUUUUCUUUCAUAAUUUUAUCAUAUUUUAUCGAUCUGAAUAUGAUGAUUGUCCCGUAACGGUGACGCCAUCUCCUGUCGAUCAAUGUAAAGCCGGUUCUGUACACAGGGUAUUCUCAAAACCUGACAACUGUGCCCAGUUCUACAAUUGCUCACUGCCUCGAGAAAAUCCAAGACCUGGUUACCUUGGUGAUUAUAUUGAUGAAUGUCCUUAUCCUAAACUAUUUUCGGAGCGUACAAAGAAAUGCGAAAAUUUUACAACCGUCAACUGUGGCAGUAGAAAAGAAAUCAAAUAUGCAUGUAAGUAUUUUCAUUAA
This is a messenger RNA of Acanthosepion pharaonis, 711 nucleotides long. The record is from the annotation of a GenBank genome assembly. Lineage: Eukaryota; Metazoa; Mollusca; Cephalopoda; Sepiida; Sepiidae.